Malurus melanocephalus (red-backed fairy wren) is the source of this 3728-nucleotide messenger RNA. It is a transcript of the gene ADORA2B, whose product is annotated as adenosine A2b receptor. The record is from RefSeq and is a predicted model, not a curated record. The transcript has 2 exons. Gene Ontology annotation, cellular component: membrane. NCBI's taxonomy places the organism in Eukaryota, Metazoa, Chordata, Aves, Passeriformes, Maluridae. Bases 160 to 1218 code for a protein of 352 amino acids. Gene Ontology annotation, molecular function: G protein-coupled adenosine receptor activity. Gene Ontology annotation, biological process: G protein-coupled adenosine receptor signaling pathway; adenylate cyclase-activating G protein-coupled receptor signaling pathway; vasodilation.
CGGGGGCCGGGCGGUGCGGGCAGCGGGGGGCCGCGACCCGGGGCUCGCCGCGCCCCUCCGGCCCCCCAGGGCCGCGGGGAGCCCGGACAUGGGCGUUUGGCUGCCCCGGGGCGUGUUGGUACCUGCGGGAGGGYGCCCGCUGCAAAGUCCCUUCUUCCCAUGAGCAGCGCCUGCUCCCGGCGCCGGGCUCUCGCCAUGGACACUAUGAAAACCACCUACAUCGUGCUGGAGCUCAUCAUCGCCGUGCUGUCCAUCGCCGGCAACGUGCUGGUCUGCUGGGCUGUGGCCAUCAACAGCACCCUGAAGAACGCCACCAACUAUUUCCUGGUGUCGCUGGCCGUGGCCGAUAUCGCCGUGGGGUUGUUGGCCAUCCCGUUCGCCAUCACYAUCAGCAUUGGGUUCCAGGUGGAUUUUCACAGCUGCCUCUUCUUCGCCUGCUUCGUGCUGGUGCUGACGCAAAGCUCCAUUUUCAGCUUGCUGGCGGUGGCCAUCGACAGGUACCUGGCUAUUAAGAUCCCACUGAGGUACAACAGCCUGGUGACCGGCAAGCGGGCCAGGGGACUGAUCGCCGUGCUGUGGCUCCUGUCCUUUGGGAUCGGACUGACCCCACUCAUGGGCUGGAACAAAGCCAUGAGCGGCUGUCCCAACGCCACCAACGAGACGGGGGCUGACACUGGCACAGAGCACCACGGCUGCUUCAUCUCGUGCCUCUUUGAGAACGUGGUGACCAUGAGCUACAUGGUCUACUUCAACUUCUUCGGCUGYGUGCUGCUCCCGCUCGUCAUCAUGCUGGGCAUCUACAUCAAGAUCUUCAUGGUGGCCUGCAAGCAGCUGCACCAGAUCGAGCUGAUGGGCAACUCCAGGACCACCCUGCAGAAGGAGGUGCACGCGGCCAAGUCUCUGGCCAUCAUCGUGGGGCUUUUUGCCUUCUGCUGGCUGCCCCUGCACAUCUUGAACUGCAUCACGCACUUCCACGAGGAGUUCUCCAGAUCCAAGCCCGAGUGGGUGAUGUACGUGGCCAUCAUCCUCUCCCACGCCAACUCCGUCAUCAACCCCAUCAUCUACGCCUACAGGAUCAGGGAUUUCCGCUACACCUUCCGCAAGAUCCUCUCCAAGAUCCUCUGCAAGAGUGACGAUUUCCCCAAGUGCCCUGGGGACACCAACCAGCACUUGACUGUCAUCAACAUCGACUCCCCGGUGGCCUCGGUGACCGUAUGACCCUGCCCCUGCUGGCCCUGGGUCCCCAGCCCAUCCCUGGCACUGCCCUUCCCCUUGUGAGCGGCUCCAGGAGCUCCGACGGGGCUGCUCACAGAUGACCACUAUGCAGUUGUGCAGCUGUGUUUUGAUUUUUAUUUUUGUAAUUAACGUAGUGCCUCGUAGAGGAGUGACCUGAGCGGGGACACUGAGUGCGGCUCACCCUCCUCUGUAACCCCAGGGGGUGUGAGASCUGUGAUCCUGUCCUGUUUCCUUUCCAGGUGUUUCCUUUCCAGGUUGGACACUGACUGGGAAAGACUCACCUGCUGGGGGGAUGUUUCCCCAAUUGUGCUGCUCACGUCAAGUCAUAGGAUCUUUAUUUUAAUUAUUAUUAUUAUUAUUAUUUUUUAAUAUUUUUAUUCAUUUAGGAGUAAUAAUUUUGUGUCUGUUUUUUGAGUUGUUCUCCAAGUCCAUACUUGACAGCACUUUGGUAAUACCCUAAUUAUUCCAUCAAUUGUUUGAUGCAGCUUGUAUUCUCCGAUGGGAAAAAGUCUUACUUAGCCCAGUUGCUGGUGUGAAACUGAAUCUGUAUUCCAGGCACUGAGGGGAGGGAUYCUUAUUUUUCCUGAUCCUGGCCUGCAUCAAUAACAAAAAAGAGACCAGAAGGGAGCUAUGGUGUGUGAGGAUCUAGAAUGGCCUGGCUUGUGAGCUGAUCUUGGCCAAGCUCUCUGGGGAAGAAGUUCCCCUUGCAGGUUGUCACUCUGAGCAAGGCCAAAGCCCACAGAGCAGCAGAGCACUCUUAAUUAUACUGCAGGUUAAUAACUCUGCCAGCACAGCUCAGUAAUUACUGCACAGUUCAACAUGUGACUGUGAUAGCCCAGACUGGACAGAAGCAGAGAGAACAGAGAGUUAAUCUGGGAAGAACGAGGUGAUGGUGAGAGCAGAGAUGGAGCUGCUCCUGACCAGCUCAGACCUGCCACCACCUCGCUGUGGUCCCUCUGAAGCACUCGGUGCCAGCAGCAUCAUCCUGCAACUGGUGAGAGGCUGGAGUGCACGAAUUAAAGUAUUAAACCCACGUUGUGGCAGUAACUCGUGCAGGGAGGCAGAGAGAGGCAGCAGRGCUCCCAGAGCCAGGCUGCAGGGAAGGAAGGUUAAACACAGCCAGUUCCUGAGCAACAGGUCCAGUGGACAGACUGCCAUGCCUGGAGCAGUUUGUCCCUGAAAAAUUGUACUUGAAUCACACAGAAAUCAACUUUAUAUUUUUUUUAACUGUGUUGCACUAAAAGGRGGGUAAUACAAGACCACAGGAGUUUCAUUUCUCUGGCAUAURAAAUAACAAAUACAGCGUAAAAUCAGUUGAAAAGCUGAAGAAACCUUGUUCCUGCAGCAUUUCCUCUGCCAGCUGGCAAGACCUGCAGACAGCAGCUGCAGGAAUGACUUUGGGCCCACCACGCACAGGGAAWGGCUCACUGGGAGUGCUGGAUUUCACUGCCACUGCAGCAGCUCGGCUGUGAGAGCCAGCCCCAAACCUGGGUGAAAUCCCCCGUGAGCUCUGAAUGGCUUUGKACAUGUUUAUGCAAUGUUCAAAUUUAGCUGCAGCUCUGUCUCUCUCAGACAUGGGCAUUCCCAACAAGAACCUGAGGAGUUCAAGUCCCCGUCCCGAGCACUCCUCCUUUUACAGUCCCAUUGAGCUUUGCUGCAUCUGCCUUGGGCAGRGUCCAGCUGACACAGGGAGCCAUCUCCUGCCAUUUGGGCAGGGCCUGACUCUCUYCCCCGUUCAUUCUUUCCCUUCUGUGUUAUCUUUGGCCGAGUUCCUYCUGUUAAUCACAGCUGGAAACGAGCAGGGUUUCACCUGCAGCUCUGGCAGCGUUGCCAAGUGGUUGCAAGCCGCAUUUAUCCUCACAACAAAGGAUGUAAUCUCUCCCUUUGGCUGGCUGAAAACCACCCAAACUCUCCCAGMAGCAACAGAGUGAAACUCUCAGGGCUGUAACACCAAAAAAAAGAGUCCCACAACACUUGUCCACAUGUGAGAGCUUCCAGUGCAGCUCAGAAUCCACCACUGCUCCCUCUCUGUGCCUCCCAUGAGCCAGAAUUCUGCAGAUGGACGUGGUGCAUCCUUAGUCCAGCCAGGCCAUUGGGUUGUUGGGCAUUAACUCUGGCCCAGGUCAUGGGCACUGGGCCUUUGUGGAUCUGAGCCAAAGACAUUUUAAGGCAGAAUAAAAAUAGGACACCUCCCUUACCCCCCUCAAUAAAAACCUCUGAAGGUUUCCAUAAAAAUGUGAAGCAAAAACGGCAGAGGAACUUUGUGUAGUGAGCACAGCUGCGGCCAUUCAGCUGUCACUGCUCUAAUGUUCACAGGUGGAUGUGUUUUCCUGGUGUUGCUCACAUUUUGUAUUUGCAGUAACUGUUAUUUACAUACAAAAUGCUUCAUUUACCAGCCACACACCCCGGCUCAGCCUGUGCCCCGUUAUUUCUUGUGGUUGAUGCGUUCACAAAGUGCAGGACAUGAGACCACACUGCACUCGGGGAGGACA